AUGGAUGAAGAAAGAAAUGUAACAUAUAUAACUCUAAGUGGGUUUGUACAAGUUGAAAAAUACAGAUAUGUGUAUUGUGUUAUUAUUUUUACAAUAUAUGUUCUAAUAAUUUUCUGUAAUUGCACCAUUGUGAGCCUCAUUGUGAUUCACCGAAACCUCCAUGAGCCUAUGUACAUUUUCAUUGCAGCUUUGUUAAUCAACUCUGUUCUGUUCAGCACUGCGAUUUACCCAAAGCUUUUGAUUGACUUUUUAUCUGAGCGACAGAUCAUAUCACAUCCACUGUGUCACUUUCAGUAUUUUAUAUUUUACGCUUUAGGCGGGUCAGAGUUCUUACUGUUGGCAGCCAUGGCCUAUGACAGAUAUGUGUCUAUAUGUAAACCUCUGCAAUAUCCAACUAUCAUGAGAAAAACUACCAUCAGUGGUUUUUUGCUUUUGUCGUGGCUUGUUCCUGCUUGUCAGGUUGCAGGAUCAGCUACACUGAGUGCGAACAGAAAACUCUGUAACUUUACAUUGAAAGGAAUUUUUUGCAACAAUUCAAUUCACAAACUUCACUGUGUGACUUCAAGAGCUCUGUCUGUGUAUGGUGUGAUUGUUUUGCUUAAUAUUAUGUUUUUUCCUAUGCUCUACAUAGUUUUUACAUACAUAAAGAUAUUUAUAAUAUCCUAUCAGAGUUGCAGAGAAGCCAGGACAAAAGCUGCACAGACCUGUUUGCCUCACCUGCUGGUUUUAAUCAGUUUUUCAUUGUUGUGUACAUAUGAUAUUAUUAUACUAAGACUGGAAUCUGAUUUUCCAAAAACUGCUCGUUUCAUAAUGACUUUACAGGUGGUUUUGUAUCAUCCUCUCUUUAAUCCAAUCAUAUAUGGACUGAAAAUGAAAGAAAUCUCUAAACACAUCAAGAGGUUGUUCUGUCAAGUAAAAUGA
Toxotes jaculatrix (banded archerfish) is the source of this 921-nucleotide messenger RNA. RefSeq names its product olfactory receptor 11A1-like. Gene Ontology annotation, cellular component: membrane. NCBI's taxonomy places the organism in Eukaryota, Metazoa, Chordata, Actinopteri, Toxotidae. The record is from RefSeq and is a predicted model, not a curated record. The transcript has a single exon. Gene Ontology annotation, molecular function: olfactory receptor activity; G protein-coupled receptor activity. The coding region runs from base 1 to 921 and encodes 306 amino acids. Gene Ontology annotation, biological process: G protein-coupled receptor signaling pathway.